This is a messenger RNA of Babesia bovis T2Bo, 5231 nucleotides long. Its product is annotated as FANCL C-terminal domain family protein. The transcript has 2 exons. Bases 19 to 5229 code for a protein of 1736 amino acids. Gene Ontology annotation, cellular component: cytosol; RQC complex. NCBI's taxonomy places the organism in Eukaryota, Apicomplexa, Aconoidasida, Piroplasmida, Babesiidae. Gene Ontology annotation, molecular function: ribosomal large subunit binding; ubiquitin protein ligase activity. The record is from RefSeq and is a predicted model, not a curated record. Gene Ontology annotation, biological process: rescue of stalled cytosolic ribosome; ribosome-associated ubiquitin-dependent protein catabolic process.
CUGCCACUCAUUACCACCAUGUCAAAAAAUAGUAGGAAAAAGGAAGAACGCAAAGUUCGCUCGUCGGACUUUGCCAUGUACCAAACUGCGGAAUCCAGACCUACUGGACUGCAUCACAUCUUCGAUGCAUUCAGACAAGAUGCCGAAAAUCUCAACACAGAGCAGUCAUCAUCGUCAGCCAGGAGUGAUGACGCUGCAAUGUCUGGGCAGAAUGAACAUUACGCAAUACUUAGAGCGUUGGACAAAUUGACCAAGAAGGAUACUACAACCAAACUGAAGGCAAUCGAUCAAUUAUUGGCAGCACUAGAAACUGUAACCAUAGAUGUAUUGGAGAAACUAAUGCCAGAUUUUAUACACGUGUUCCUUAGGCUGGCGAUAGUAGAGCCAGCAAGGAAAAUAAGACUUCAUCUUGGCCAUGUGUUGUCUAAAAUGGCAUCCAUUCUGAAAAAGAGAAUGCAGUUAUACAUGGACAACUUAAUAACACACUGGUGGGUAGCAAUACAUGAUGAGGCGUCCGAUGUUGCAGAAGUGUACAACGAAGCAUUCAGCAAUCUUUUUGCCUCCACAGGAACUACGGGGGACGAUAUAGAUAUAAAGACGUUCAGAGUACUUACACAUUAUAUCGAAAGGAUAGUGAAAAAGAGUUUAUCUAUGCUGAAAAAGGAUGUAGCAGAGUAUAAAAAAGAUUGGCUAGAUGUUUUUGGAAGAGUUUGUGACAACUGCGCCACUAUAUCAGAUAUGCAUAACAGACUCAUGUGUUCGGUGAUGAGAGCGCUCAUGAAAAUUAUGAUUUAUCAACGUGUACAUACCGCAGAAUCGGUAAGGAACACAACAUUUGUAUCAGUGUUCAUCAACACAGAGUUCGUGGAACUCGUGGGAUACCUAUGUGGCACUGGAGCCAUCAAACAAAGAUAUGCCAGCACGUGCUUUCUGGUUGAGUUCGUUAAGGUACUGCAGCCAGAACACCUAGAAACAGCUAAGAAAGUGUUCAGUAUAGCGAAACAGAGGCUAUCUGGCACGGAAGAUCCGAAAAUUACAUUUCACCUUGUAAGAAUGUUAUGUGCCUGUUCAAGGUAUAAUAGCGCGUGUUGGGACGAAGAGUCCCUUAAGAAUUAUGUGUCAUUCGUGCAAAGUAUAUUGGAAAACUACAAAGGCGAUUUUGCAUUGCACGCAGAGUUUUACUCAGUGUUCCCAUGUAUGGUAUCGUACCUACCACCGGAGUGGCUCCAGUCGCCAGUGGGAUUUGAUGCAGUAUUCCAGGUGACGACUACGCUGUUGAAACUGAUGCAAGAAAAGCUAGAUAACGAUUAUGAGAAGUCGUUCGGCUUCGACGUAAAGGAGUUCAGCCAAAUGGGAAGUAGUAUGCUGUAUUGCUACUACCGAAUACUUCUGCUACUGCAUUGCAGCUGCGAGGAUUUAGUGGAGCAUAUAUUCGCACCUAUACUGAAAUUAAACGGUGGAAAUACACCGCAUGAACAGCAUUUCCUAUCGCACAUGCCACGAAUCUUCACAGAGUUCAUCGAGGAGUCCGUGGUAUUACGGACUCCAGGGGCAUAUGAAGUACUAUUGCACAAACUGCAAGAAAUAUACGGUAAUAAUACAAACUACGUAUUGAUGGCACAGAUAUUCAAUUCUCUGGCAAAUGUUAACGACUCAGUGGAUCAACACGAAAUGAUACGGACUUUUGCCCAGGGCGUACAGCAGCAACUGAAACACCAUAUCAUGGACAAAGUACUCCCGGAACUGCUACAGGGCUACGUUGUAUCUCCCUCCGACGACAAGUUGCAAUUACGUAUUGACAUAAUUCUGGGACUACUCGCAGAGACUGAAGUGAUUGGCCAGGAUUCCGCGCUGUUAGGUGUUACGAGGACGAUGAUUAACCAUUCGUACACUGAUACAAAAGAGUUUAACAAGGCAUUCCAGACGCUAAAGAAGGUGUUAGAAAAACUACCAUCAGUUCUAGAAGACCCAGAGCUGUACUAUACCGAGUCAUAUGAUGAAAAAUGCAUACUUCUGGUUUCGUUAGUGGCAUUGCAAAACUGCGAGUCGAAUGAACAAGCAGUUAGAAUAGUGAACAAAGUUUGCAGCAAACAGAUGCAGCUGGAUGAAGAAACCGCUAUGAUGGUAUUCCUACCCUUUAUAAAUGAAUGUCAACGGUUCGCCCCGGUACUGUCGGAUAACAUGCUGUUGUGGCUCUCGAACCCGACCCAUUUCAGCGAAGUAUUAUUCGAGCCAGUAUUUAACCUAGUGGACCCGGAACAUGUGAAUAAAGAGCGCCGUAUGCUUUACGACAUGUUUUACGCCAUGCAAGUGAUUUUCAUCAAACAUCCAACCAGAAAAUGGCACAUUGGAUCAACAAACAUGGUAAAUGAUCUAGUGUCCCUCUACCUCGUGGGAUACUAUACAAAUAUAUGGUUCACACUAGAUACUUUCUACGAAUUUAUACAAAAUCUGCUGCCACAGUGGCAAGAAGCUAGAAAUGCCCUUGAAACUAGUGUAAUACGUGAAUUUUUGCAACAUAUACAACAAAGGAUGCCACGAAAUGAAGAUUUCGUUACUAGAAGAUAUGAAAAUUUCGAUGUAAAGGAUCUUGUGUACGCAAUGAUGGAGAUACAACGCGAUCCUUGCAAAUGUACGGAGUCUAUAGCAAGGACCUUAGCCACACUGGAAUCGCAUAAUAACCUGGAUAUUGCAAAUAUAUACCAUAGGAAUGCCGUUUUGUUUUCAACGUUAUGGUUGGAGAAUUGUGAAACUAUACUGUAUCCGUUUCUGGCAACAGGUAACCAAAAUACAGAUACACAACACAGUGAUGUUGACACUGAAAAAGAUAUCUUAUCAUUGAAAAAGUAUUUCAUGGAUGUAUACGUGAGCACUUUAAUACACAGCGGAUUUACUGUUAGUGCUUUUGGGGAGUUGUGCAAGAAACUUGGUGGUAACCAAGAUUUCUCAUACAUAUUUGCAGUAUCGUUCGUCAAUUGCAUAACCCAGUUUAAUUUUACAUCCAAGGCAUUAUUAGAAGAAAAGAUACGUAUACUAAAGAUAUACACCUCUCAAGGGAAUACUAUGGAUAUAUAUAAAAUGCUAAAGAAACAUUACAUGAAUAACCCGUUUAUGGGCGGAUUCAUUUCAGCAUUGGAUGUUAACCCGGAAGAGUAUGUCAAACGUAUUGAUUCAGUGACAAACAUGAUCAUGGAAUCGACUGAUAGUGAUGCUGUGGUACUAACAAAUUGCUUGUUCGAGUUGGGGUAUCUCCUGGACUGUGUUUGCAGCGGUGAAUCUGAAAUCCAGAUUGUAGAAUACAGUGCCCGCAUGGAGUCACUGUGUCAUCUAGUGGACCGAAAGUUAACACAACUAACCCCUAACUAUCCGUCAAUCACAUGCUGGAUGCACUAUGCUGCCAUGUAUUUCUGGAAGACCUGCGUAGUUAUUAACAAGGUGGCUCCCAUAGAGUCAUUGACAAUGUGGAUCAAUACCUGGUCCAUGGAAGUAACGCAUAUGUGCUACCAAGAGAUGUACAAAGGCAACCAACUAGCUAUCACGUUGUUUGCCAAUAUGGUAAUAUUCGAGACGUCCCAGGCGUUAUUGGACCUCCAAGAACUAAGGCAACGACCAAAUCCCAAUGAGUUCUCAAAGGAGAAUUUAGACGAAUACAUACAAGUUAUCGGAGCACUGUUGCAUGAGAAACGAGGUGGAACCUCGGAUAAUAUAUCGCAAAGACUAGAUACCCAUUACCUAUUGGUUAUGCUAGUGGAAGCCAUACACAUCGUGGAGUCAUAUAGAGACUCUGAAUGCACAAUGGAUUUAGUUGGCACAUUAAAGGAUGCGACCUAUGGGUUCUUGCAAUAUAUAUCUAGCAGUGAUGUGUGCUACAUCUAUGCAACGUCAUUUAUAUCGCAAUUGUGGCAUGUUAAGUUCUUGCUAAGUGGCAUAGCUAAACAUGGAGGUGUGCUGUGCAACGUAAAUCUGGAUAGAAAUGCAAUACACCUAAAUAUACCAUCCGGAGUUGUAUCAAAGUGCUUCGAGGAGCUAUGUACACAUUUGGAUAAAAAGCAGAAUGUAACCAUUGAUAUGGCAAAGUUAAUGUUCGAACUUUCGCAGGAUUUUGAAAAGGAGUACACAGAUGAUGAACCUGAAGAACUUCCAAGCCCAUUGACAUAUGAAACUAGUGUAAGAAGAGGUAGAAGUGUUAUAUCAUUCUGCCUCAAUCUUAUCCUUGGGCCAUAUAUCACAAAAAUAGUGUAUAAGACAUAUGAAGUACUGCUGGAGUCAUCGGAACACCAGGACCUUGAACUUUGUCUAACAACAUGGAUGAGCAUAUUCGUUAUGUUACAUGAAAUGACAGAAGCAAAGAUGCUGGCCCUGAAGAAUGUAGUUAUGAAACUGUUCAAAACAAGACCAUUAGAUGCCGGAGGGGAAAUGUACAACACAUUGGUAGCAUAUCUUGCAACGCAACACGAUACUACAACCGAGUGUAUAGAUGCAUGGUGGGUAAAGGAAAACCGCGAUAUACCAGAAUAUACUGAUGAACCUAUAUUACAUGUGCUACUCCAGGUACUAAUGCUGUGUCUAGGCAACUUGCCAGUUAAGGCAGAGCAGAACAUGAACCUAGUAAAGGAAUUGUUUUAUAGAAUGGCCAAAACAUUCCCAGAGGAAGUGAAUCAAGUGUGGAACGUAUGCAAAAGCUCGUAUAUCAAGAAACAAAUACGAGAGUUUACAAAGGCCGAAAUCACGCAAAAACUUAUCGCCGAUGAACUCAGGAUGGCAAAAUACGAUACCUCAACAACUAUCAGAAUAACGCACGAUGCAGAUUAUCGCAACGUGUCGGCAUCCCUCGACACUAAAGCCGAAGUAUCAAUCAACCUUGCAGUGAAGAUACCAUCGGCAUUCCCAUUGGAACCGCUGUCAUUCGUCUCAAGUGAUGAAGCCGGGACAUUUAAAAACAAACACCUGAGAUGGCUGAUGAUGGCACAAAGCACCGCGAAUCGUGAAGGACUGUUCCAGGGAUUACUGCUAUGGAGCGACAACAUCACCAAGUUCUUUGAUGGUAUAGAAGAAUGUCCUAUAUGCUAUUCUAUCGUACACCUACAGUUCAACACGAUACCAGGAAAAGUGUGUAAAGUGUGCAAACACAAAUUCCAUACGGAAUGCCUAUACAAGUGGUUCCGCAACGCGCCUAAAGCCAAGUGCCCACUUUGUCAGUCGCUCCUUUCGUUUAACACAAGUAGUUAAAC